Molecule: messenger RNA, 1548 nt
Organism: Rhodotorula graminis WP1
Lineage: Eukaryota; Fungi; Basidiomycota; Microbotryomycetes; Sporidiobolales; Sporidiobolaceae
Exons: 3
Coding region: 1-1308 (435 amino acids)
Biological process (GO): carbohydrate derivative metabolic process
Molecular function (GO): carbohydrate derivative binding
Source: RefSeq, a predicted model, not a curated record
AUGGCAGCCAACGCCCACAGCUACCUGUUCAGCAGCAGCGGCAGCACCAGCCAUAACCCGAGCACCAGCGCCGCCCCGAUCCCGUUCCGCCGGCGCCAAUCGUCCGACCCAGCUCCGCCGCUCUCCUCCCUGUUCGCCAUGUCGAGCCUCAGCCAGCAGCAAUCGCCGCCGGGCAGCGUCACGUCCGACGAGUCGUCCCCUCCCUCGCUCCUCUUCUCGUCCACCUCGGCGUCGCCCUCGUCCAGCAUCUCGUCGUCGCCUUCGCUCGAUCCGUCCAAGCGGUCGCUGGCGUUCCCGCCGCCGUUCUCGCUCGACGCCGGCUCGCCAGGAUCGGGCCUCAAGCCGUCCCCGACCCAGAUGGCCGUCUACGCGAGCAACAUCAUCCGCAACGAGGCGUACGCCCUCCUCGCCCUCGCCGCGCGACUCGCGCCCGCGGCCCACCCGCUCCACGACGAGGACGGCGCCUACUUUGGCCACACGGCGAGCGCACCACCGGCCUCGGGCAGCAGCAGCAGCUCGAGCGACGAGGGCGGCGAGGGGUCGCAGACGGGCGAGCUCAUGCCGCCCGACCUCGACGAGCCCGUCAGCGGAGGGAGGAGCAGCGACGACGUCCUCGUCGAGAGCCGCACCAACGUCGCGUUCCGCCAGGUCGUCGACUUGUGCCAGGCCAUGCCGCCGCACGGCAAGAUCCUCGUCACGGGCGUCGGCAAGAGCGGGAUUGCGGCGCGCAAGAUGGUGGCCACGUUCUGCUCCCUGGGCAUCCAGGCCGCCUUCCUCCACCCGCUCGAGGCGCUGCACGGCGACCUCGGCGUCGUGUGCCCCUGCUCGCCCUCGGCCCCCUGCGACACCCUCCUCAUGAUCUCGCACUCGGGCGCGACGGCCGAGUUGAUGCGCCUCCUCCCCAUCGUCCGACCACGCGUCCGCUCCCUCAUCGCCGUCACGCGCGACGCCGACUCGGUCCUCGCACGGUCCUGCCACGGCUGGAUGGACGCCGGCACGGGCGUGUACCCGACGGGCAUGCCCAAGGGCACGACCGACGAGGCCGACUCGGCGCUCCCGGCACCGACGAGCAGCGUCGUGUCGGCGCUCGCGAUCGGCGACGCGCUCGCCCUCACGCUGAGCCGCCUCAAGGUCGGCUGGGACGCCGACGGCAAGGAGCGCCGCCUCCAGUUCUUUCACUGCCACCCUGGCGGGCAGCUCGGCCUCCAGCUCGGUCGCGAGGGUCGCGGCGUUGAAGUUCCCUCGACCUCGCCUAUCGCCGCUCCUUCCUGCCCUCCCGCACCUGUACCCGCGUCCGUCGCCGCCUAGAGUGCCCCCUCCAUAUCCUUACACGCCCUCGAUACCCUCUCCUCGCCGCUCCCUCGACCAAAAGGCGCCCGGUCGCGCCUCUUCCUCUCCCUCCUCUCCUCUCCUCCUCCUCCCGCAUCCUACCUGUACAUACUCCUCGUUGUUGCCUUUCGUCACUCUCUCCCCUCUGUCUCUCUCUCUCCCUGUCUAUCUCCCGCUUGGUAGUGUCCCCUUGUCACACUAGGCUUCCUUCGCGCCUCC